This is a messenger RNA of Pelobates fuscus (common spadefoot toad), 3056 nucleotides long. RefSeq names its product immunoglobulin mu DNA binding protein 2 (gene IGHMBP2). The coding region runs from base 20 to 2983 and encodes 987 amino acids. Gene Ontology annotation, molecular function: ATP hydrolysis activity; RNA binding; DNA binding. NCBI's taxonomy places the organism in Eukaryota, Metazoa, Chordata, Amphibia, Anura, Pelobatidae. The transcript has 15 exons. Gene Ontology annotation, cellular component: cytoplasm; nucleus. The record is from RefSeq and is a predicted model, not a curated record.
CCUGGGAGCCGGGCUGGGGAUGGAGGAGUUUGUGAAAACCCAACUGGAGCUCCUGGGAGAGGAGAGAGAGGCUGAGAUCCAACAGAGCAGGGCCUGGCAAGAAAGUGUAUCUUUAAAAGAGCUUCAACGCAAAGGUGUUUGCCUUCUAAAACUUCAGGUAGCCAACCAAAGGACUGGACUCUAUGGACGCCUGCUUGUGACAUUUACGCCCAGGAAGUAUGACUCAGAAGCAGUGCUGCCAAGCAACAGCUUUGGAUCAGGUGAUAUUGUGGGACUCUAUGAAUCCAGUAGCCCCGGUGAACCUCUUGCUACAGGGAUCGUGGCUGGGAUUACUCAGAAAAAUAUUAAUGUGGCCUUUGAUGAAGCCAAGAAUGAGUCAUUGAACCUGGGAAGUGAGUGUACUUACAGGCUGCUCAAAUUGGCAAAUGAUGUCACCUUCAAAAGAAUUAAAAAGGCUUUGACCACCUUGGGUCAGUACCAUACUGGACCAGCAUCAAACUUGAUCAAUGUUCUCUUCUAUUCUUCUGAACCAGGCGGUUCUACAGCAUCCAGAACAUUGGACUUUUUCAACCCAUCCCUGGAUGACUCUCAGAAAGAGGCUGUUAUUUUUGCCCUUGGCCAGAGAGAAGUCGCUAUCGUGCAUGGACCUCCUGGAACUGGUAAAACUACAACAGUGGUGGAAAUCAUCCUUCAAGCUGUCAAGCAAGGGUUAAAGAUCCUUUGCUGUGCUCCUUCUAAUGUUGCUGUCGACAAUCUGGUGGAACGCCUAGCUGUAUACAAACAGAAGAUCCUACGGCUGGGUCAUCCUGCUCGACUCCUGGAAUCUUUGCAGCAUCACUCUCUGGAUGCUGUACUGGCACGUAGUGACAACGCACAGAUUGUGGCUGAUAUCCGAAAAGAUAUCGACCAGACCUUGGCGAAAAUGAGAAAGUUACACCGAAAGGAAGAUAAAUACAGCCUUAAAAAUGAAAUCAAAACUCUCCGAAAGGAACUAAAGACCAGAGAAGAAGCUGCAAUGACUGAGACAUUAAAAAACGCAAAUGUUAUCCUGGCAACAAAUACAGGUGCUUCAUUAGAUGGGCCUCUGAAAUUUCUUUCUGAUAAUUAUUUUGACCUGGUGGUGAUAGAUGAGUGUGCCCAGGCCUUGGAAGCUUGCUGCUGGAUCUCAUUGCUGUUUGCUAAAAAGUGCAUUUUAGCUGGGGAUCAUAAACAACUGGCUCCCACAAUCCUGUCUCACAAAGCUGCAGAGAAGGGUCUGUCACUCAGUCUAAUGGAACGAUUAAUUGAGAAGUACGGAAAUUCUAUCGUUAAGAUGCUGACCGUCCAAUACCGUAUGCACCAGUCUAUAAUGCAGUGGGCAUCACAAGAAAUGUACGAAGGGAAACUUCUUGCACAUUCUUCUGUUCAACAUCAUUUGCUCAAAGACCUGCCAGGAGUGUCGCUCACGGAAGAGACAAGCAUGCCCCUGCUGCUGAUUGACACGGCCCAUUGUGGUCUCUUUGAAAUCGAGGUGGAAGAUGAGCAGUCUAAAGGGAAUCCAGGGGAAGUUCGUCUGGUAGAUUUGCACAUACAAGCUCUCACUAAAGCCGGAGUGAAACCUCGUGAUAUUGCGGUCAUAGCACCAUAUAACCUGCAGGUGGAUAUGUUAAGAGUGUGUCUCCGUCAGAGGUAUCCGGACCUAGAAAUCAAAUCUGUGGAUGGUUUUCAAGGAAGAGAAAAAGAAGCCAUUGUAUUGUCUUUUGUGAGGUCUAAUACUAAAGGUGAAGUGGGAUUUCUCGCCGAAGACCGAAGGAUAAAUGUAGCUAUAACGCGUGCACGUCGUCACGUUGCUGUGAUUUGUGAUUCCCAUACGGUCAGCAACAACAAAUUUCUAAAAGACCUGGUGGCUUACUUCAACCAACACGGAGAAGUGAGGACUGCUUUUGAAUAUCUUGAGGAUAUCGUGCCUGAAAAAUAUUCUCAAGAAAAGGAGACUAGUAGCAAACAAGAAACCAGAGCAAAGAAACUCACAAGUACGAAGCAAAAGAGGCCAGCCGCAGAGAAACCAGAGAAGCAGAAAUUCUCUGAGCGUUCCAGCAGUAAAGCAACGGACAAAUUACAAAUUAAACUGGGAAACACUACAGAGAACGUUCAUGAAAAUAAGAAAAUUGGUGAAUGUUCUGAAAACCAGACAAAUAAGGACAAUCUGAGAAAAACGAUUGACGAUUUUAUGAAGGACCCACAUAAAACUCACUUGGCGUUCCCUUCUACUCUUACAUCACAUGAUAGAUUGUUGGUUCAUCAGAUUGCCGAAGAAUGCGGUCUACAGCAUGUGAGCAUGGGAGAUGGUAAUCAAAGAUGUAUUUCAGUUUCCAAAACCGAAGCAAUUUCAAAAGAUACGGUAUCUCCGAAAAUGGAUGAUUCAGCCCCUGAAAAGCUAUUUCAGUUACGGCCUAAAGAAAAAGCCGAGAACGAAAAGGAGAUAAGUGUUGCCUCUAGUAGCAUUGAUUUGAAAGUGUUGCAUAUGGAAAAAUUGCAGAGGGAACAAAAAAAACUCGAAGAAAGUACUCGCAAAAAACAAACGGCCACUGCUCAGAAACCUGCGGAAAAGAAGAAAGCAGAUGCUAGAUGUAAAACAGACGCUAAUGCCGCAGUCACUGGUGCCGAUGACAAUUUCGAUGCAUUAAUUGCUGCUGUGGUGAAGUCUGACAACACGUGUGGAUUUGCUAAAUGCAAAGCAAGCGUUAUAACAGUCUGGGAUCUCUGUAUACACUGCAAUAAACGCUACUGCCUGAGCCACCAUAUUCCAGAGGUUCAUGGAUGUGGUGAGAGAGCGAAGGCCAAUGCCCGAACAAGGAUUAGCAGAGAAGGUGUUCUUUACGCAGGAAGUGGACAAAAAGACCACUCUUUGGAUCCAACCAAAAAAGCUCAUUUACAUCGGAAAUUAGAUAAGAAAAUCAAUGACUUAACAAAUCAAAGGAAAAUAAAAAAGAAGGAAAAGUGAAUAUAUAUAAUAAAUAUUCAAAUAGGAUGUGUGUCAUGUGGAUGGGAAUUAAACUAAGAACUGCUUUCAUUGA